This is a messenger RNA of Ruditapes philippinarum (Manila clam), 3354 nucleotides long. RefSeq lists its product as uncharacterized. NCBI's taxonomy places the organism in Eukaryota, Metazoa, Mollusca, Bivalvia, Venerida, Veneridae. The coding region runs from base 1 to 2091 and encodes 696 amino acids. The record is from RefSeq and is a predicted model, not a curated record. The transcript has a single exon.
AUGUAUCAAGGACCAAAUUACACCGAGACUGUGUCAAUGAGAUUAUCUGAAGUAUUAUCUGAUAUAGGAGUUGAUGAGAGAAUAGUGCUGAAGAGGAGGAGAACAAUGCUUCUGAAAGAAUCAAUUGAAAAUGUGAUUUACAAAAUACACAAAAACAGUGUUUUUACAGUAAACUAUUUCGGGAGUCAAUCAGAAGGAACAACUACCAUAGGGAUAGAGUCAGACAUAGAUCUACUUUAUUGUUUUAAUGAUAUUCCUGUAAUACAAGACUGGUGUAAAUGGAUACCUGGUGUACAUAAUUAUUUGAUGAUUCAAGAUAAUUUUGUAUCUCCUGGAUAUUGUUUACUUCAAGUGCUAAGACCUGAUGCUCCUCUUCCUGCUGAUAGAGAAUCUAAUCAAUACUAUUUCAGAGACAGAACAGGAAAAAUACUGCUAAAACAAUCGAUAGUGUCUGUUGGAUAUUUCGACAAAUUACCAUUACAUGGACCAGCAAGAGUUGAACAAGGGCCAAAUGGUUACCUUGAUGCAGACAAUGUGCUGGCUCUGCACUGUAAAUCAUGGCCGCAACAAGCUAGACAAUGGUUGGAUCAACAAGGUGAUGCUCACUGGCCGUCUGCUGAAAUGAAACAAUAUUGCAGUAGAACUGGAUGCUUUGUUGUUCCUGUUGGAUGUAGAGGGAGUGAACAUGAGCAACUUGAAUGGAGAAUAUCAACAUCUUUAGCUGAAAGGUGUUUAAUGUUAAAUUUGAAUAUAACACAGAUUCGCUGUUAUGUCUUGAUGAAAAUGAUUUUAAAAUCAUACAUUAAGCCACAGUUUGAAGAUGUAAUUUCCAGUUACAUGUGUAAAACUGUACUAUUCAAAUGUAUUGCCAAUUCACAUUUAAAUAUCUGGAGAGAAAACAAUUUACUUUCUUGUCUAUUACUGUGCUUAUAUCUCCUGUAUAACAAUAUCAUUAAUGAAAACUGUCCACAUUUUUUCAUACCUGAGUAUAAUUUGAUGAGAGGUAAGAUAUCACCUGUAGUCAAACCAUAUAUCCUGGAACUACUCAACAACAUAAUCAACAGUGAAGGAGUGGCACUUCUUGGUAUUAAAUGUGAUGAUCUUGGGUCUAGACUUCAUCUCAAGUGUUAUAAUUUAUGUCCAUAUAAGACAAGUGAAUACAUUUCAGGAUUUCUGUUACUUGAAACAGCUAAUACAAUUUUAAAUUCACUUCUUUUUAUUAGUUCCACUGUUAAAAACAAACGUCCUAAUGAAGCUGUACAGACAUUGACAAACUGUAUAUCUAAGAUAUUAAAUGAUCAAUGUGAAGGAUUGGUUGAGAGAGCUUGUCAACUUUUGUUUCCAAUUUACUGUACAACCCUUGGAUCUUUGCUGGCCUCCAUCAACAUCAAUCAGCACAACACUGUAUCAGCUGAUGCCCUCAAACUCAUUUCACUUGGUCUGAAUAUAGAUGUUGCUUCAAGUAAACUGAAAUUGGUUUCAAUUUUAUAUUGUGUACACGAAAUGCAAAAAGCUGACCUGGUUCUCAGUGAGAUUGAAGGAAGUUAUGAUCUGCAAGUUGUUGAACCAGCCUAUGGUUGUUAUAACUUUGAAAGAAUUCAUCUAAAACAAGGAUUCUCUGCGACAUGUGACAAUCAUACUGAAGAUGUCAUACAAUAUGCCACAGCAUCAUGUGUCAUAUUUUUGCCAUGUGAAAUUCACUGUGUACCCACUGAACUCCGAUAUGAAAUGGUAAGAUCCACACCGGGGGACAGAAUAUUCCUUACAAAAGAUGACGCCUGGAUGGAUAAUGCUGUGAUGGAUUCUCUUCCUUAUCUCUACUUUCUACAAUACAAGGUUAACAGCUAUCUUGGGAGACAUAACAAAAAACAAUCUGCUCUCUCAAAUCUUCUCAGAACCAUAAUAACCGAGCAAAACCUUGGACACCGAGAAACAGCUUUAAAUAUUAUCGGAAAGUGUAUGGAAAAAGAAGGUAGAGUAAGGGAUGCUCUACAAUGUUAUUCGAUGUCUCUGAAUCUAAGGGAGAGAAACAAUGCUGCAAGGAUGCAUAUCUGCACACUUCUAUCUGUAAUAGGAAAUUUCAGGGCAUAGAACGUGCAACAAAGAGGUGGACAUAACUCAAGUAUAAAUUAUGAUGGAAGAGUGACAUAUAAACCUAAAGAAAAAGUCCUGCUUAACAACAUAUUAUAAAUAUUUAAUAUGAUUUUUGCUAUAAAAAAACAACAACAAAAAUAACAGAAUCUGUAAAUAUUAAAUAAAAUUCAGCCAUCCCUAAAUGGAAAAUAACAAAAUUAUAAAUUAUGAUAAAAUAGAGCAUUAGAACUCAGAUAUGAAAUGGUAAGAUCUACACAAGAGGAUAGAACAUUUCGUACAGAAGAUGAUUUCUGGAUGGAUAAUGCUGUGGUGGAUUCUCUUCCUUUCCUCUACUUUCUACAAUACAAGGUUAACAGCAAUCUUGGAAGAAAUAAUGAUAAACAAUCAGCUCUCUCAAAUCUUCUCAGAACCAUAAUAACCGAACCAGACCUUGGACACCGGGAAACAGCUUUAAAUAUUCUCGGAAAAUGUAUGGAACAAGAAGGUAGAAUAAGGGAUGCCUUACAGUGUUAUUUGAUGUCUCUAAAUCUAAGGAGGAGAAACAAUGCUGCAAAGAUACAUAUCUGCACACUUCUAUCUGUAAUGGGAAACUUCAGGGUAUAGAAUGUACAACAAAGAGGUGGAAAUAACUCAAGUAUAAAUUAUGAUGGAAGAGUGACAUAUAAAAGUAAAGGAACAGUCCUACUAAACAGCAUAUUAUAUAUAUGUAAAAUAUUUCUUGUUAUUAUAAAAACCCCAGAAACUUGAAAUAUUUAAUACAAUUCCGUCAGCACUUAAUGGAAAAUAAGAAAGUUAUAAAUUAUGAUAAAUAAGAGACAUAAAAAGUAAAGGAACAUUACUGCUAAACAUCAUAAGUUAUGUGUAAAUGUAUUUUGUUAAACAAAUAUUUAAUAACAUUCAGUCAUUCCUAAAUGGAAAGGGUAAAUACUUAUAAGCAUUAGCCUUUACUGUUGCUAUGGUUAAACAUGUACAAUAUGUUUGAAUUCUAUAUGUAUAUAAACCCAUUUAUUAUUUCAAGAAAUCUAUCCUUUAUUCUAAACACAUUUUAAUUAAUCAUGUGCUUGACAUUUUUAUAUCUGGCUGUAAAAUUAGGAUGUGAGAAAGAUAAUUUAUUAUUUAUGUUAAACAUGUGAUUGUUUUGUACAUGUACAUAGACUAAAAUGGAUAUUACAUAAGUGUUUUUAUAAUGCAUUAUUUAAGUGAUAAAAUAACAGGCUGUGCCAGAAGAAAAUAUUUUUAAAAUCUAUUUUUUUAUUUUUC